AUGAGGGUGGGAGCUGCAGCCUUGGCUGGGGGAAUAUUUGGAGCGUUGGGGACCAUAUGUUUCUUUCUGGCCUUUGGCACUGACUACUGGUUGGUGGCCAGUGACAACUGUGGACCUUACAUAUGGCCCACUGUAGAAACAACUGGAGAAAAAGAUGCCAAUGGGACUGAGCUGCAGUUCGUCACCAUUUCCCCUGCUUCUCUCACCCUCCACCACGAAGGCUUUUUUUGGCGCUGUGUGUUCCAGGUCGAACCCACCGCAGAUGCAGUCCUGGCAACAUUUUUCACAAACCAACCAGAAUCAAAGGUGUGUGUCCAUGGCUACCUCUUCCCAUUACCAGUUGCACUUGGGCCAGUACCUCAUCCCGAUUAUGAUGCUGCAGCAGUGCUUCGAGGGUUCUGGACAGUGUUUAUAAUUCUUGCACUGGUCUCAGCUCUGACUGGAAGCUUCCUCCUGGUCUGCGGGGUCCCCUUCAUCAGCCAUAAACUCUACAAACUGGGUGGAGCCUUUCUCAUCAUUGCAGCAUGCUUGUUCCUCUUCGUCUUGCUGCUCUUCGUACUGUGGAUGGAAGUGAUGGACGUGAAACGUUACAUUGUCCAAGAGAGAGGGGAGACAUGUACAGAUAUUCAGGUCUCGGUGCUCUACGGCCUGUCUUUCAUGGUGGCUGUAGCUGGCGUGCCCCUGGAGCUCCUCUCUGGGUUGAUCUUCAUGCUUGUGGGACGAGCGGUGCUUGCCAACAAGUGA
Nerophis lumbriciformis (worm pipefish) is the source of this 744-nucleotide messenger RNA. The record is from RefSeq and is a predicted model, not a curated record. NCBI's taxonomy places the organism in Eukaryota, Metazoa, Chordata, Actinopteri, Syngnathiformes, Syngnathidae.